GUCUGCGCCCAUGCAUAUGUUCGUGUGUAUUUUAGCACAUGUGUGAUUUGGACUGUAUAAUGUAAUAUACGGUAUAUUAUUGGUUAGGAUAUCAUUGGUUAUACGUAAGACAAUAUAGCCAAUCAGAGGAAUAAAAUAGGACUUUGUAGCACUCAUAUCACACUAUCAGUAUCACACUCACAUCCAGUCAUCGUUCUUGAGAGAAUUCACGAUGGACGAUAUAACGAAAGAUGCUCGGUUUUCCCACAUCGGGCGGGACCCUCGUUUCAUGAGGAUUCCACAAAAAGAACGAAAAGUAAAGAUUGACAAGCGUUUCAAAGCUAUGUUUGAGAACAAGAAAUUUAAGCUCAAAUACACCGUGGACAAGCGUGGUACACCAUUAACGAACUUUACUACUAAUGAGGAUCUGAAGCGAUAUUACGAGCUAUCAUCAUCUGAUGAGAGUGACACUGAAACAGCCAAAAAGAAGGUAAAAGCAAAAAAGAAGGCAUCACAAAAAGUGAAAGCAGAAGCAAAGUUGGCGAAACCUGAGAAACGGGAGCUGAGAGCUGAUGGUGAUAAACUCUCUAGUGGCCAUGUAAAACCCCUUAACCAGACUGUGCCCGAAAAAGAUCAAUUAGAGACUUCGUCUAGUCAGGAAGACUCUUCCUCCGAUGAGGAAGAUGAUGACAAUGAUGAUGAAAGUUAUAAGCAGACUGUAUUGAAGUCAAAGUCACCAUCUCUAGUAAAGAAAAAGAAAAAGAAUGAACCAGAAGGCAUCAGUGAUGAGGAUGAUGAUGAAGAUGAUGCUGAUGACAGUGAGGAUGAUGACGACGAUGACGAUGAUGACAAUGAUGGUAUCAAUGAUGAAAAGGAACUGUUUGAUCCAGCUAGAGGUGUGGGAGUUAGCGAUUCUAGUGAAUCCAGUGACACAACUGAAGACGACGAUGAUGAUGAUAGCGUUGUCAGUAGUGAAGAUGAUGCCGGAUGGGGUGAGCUAGGCGCUGAUGCACCAGAGGCUAUGGAGAUCACUGCUAGACUCGCCGUGUGUAAUAUGGACUGGGAUAACAUCAAGGCAGCAGACAUCUACGUCAUGCUGAGCAGCUUUGCUCCUGCUGGAGGCAUCCUGCAUUCUGUCACAAUUUAUCCAUCAGAUUACGGAAUGAAGAGGCUACAGGAAGAGGAACUAAAAGGCCCGGCCGAGCUGGUAACGCAUAGCUCAGAUUCUGAAAAUGAGGAAGCUGAGGCUGGAGACAAGAGCGAGGAUUCCGAACGCGUCAGGGAAAAACUGCGCACGUACCAGCUGAAUCGACUGAAGUACUAUUACGCCGUUGCCGAGUUCGAUUCGGCACAGACUGCGAACAAGGUCUAUGAGGAGAGUGAUGGCAUGGAAUACGAGAGUAGCUCAACCAGACUUGACCUGAGGUUCAUCCCGGAGGACAUGGUAUUUGAGCAAACACCCCUGACAGUGUGCAAUGCAGCGCCUGAUAUUAGUUCCUAUAAACCACCAUUAUUUGUUACCACCGCUCUCAAUCAGUCAAAGGUUCAUCUAUCCUGGGAUGAAACAAACAAGGAUCGGCUAGCCAUAACGAGCAAAGAUUACAAAAAGGAAGAUGUAUUGAAUAUGGACAUGAAAGCUUACCUGGCAUCUUCUAGUGAAGAUGACGAAGGUGCGUAUGAAGGCAUCGAGCAACCUGACGACGAAGAUUCAGUCGAUCAGAAAUCGGAUGGAGACGACGAUGAAGAUGACGAGGAUGCGGCAAUCAAUAAAUACAGAGCUCUCUUGAAAGGAAUUGAUGAUGAUAAAGAUGAAAAGGAAAUGGAGAUGCAAAUUACUUGGGAACCAGGGCUGCAAGAAUCAACACAGCAGAUUUUACAAAAGAAGGAGAAGGAGAAGCUCAAUCUGACACCAUGGGAGCAAUUCUUAGAAAAGAAGAAGUCGAAAAAGAUGGAGCGUCUCAAAAACAAGGAAUCGAGCAAACAGCAGGUUGGCGGGGCAGACAGUGAUGAAGCAUCAAGUGACGACGACAUUCCAGCUGGCAUAGACUUAAAUAACCCCUACUUCCAAGAGGAGCUUCAGAAAGCCCCAGGCAAACAAGGAAAGGCCAAAAAAGAUAAGAAGUUUACGAAAAAGAAAACUGGCGAAACUGUGGAGGACAAACAUGAGCAGGACGAGUUAGAACUUCUGAUGAUGGAUGACAAGGACGACGGCAAGCAUCAUUUCAACCUGAAGGCCAUCAUCAAAGAAGAGAAGGGCAAGAAGAAGAAACAGAAAAAAUGGAAGAAGAAGUCAGAAGAAAAGAAAGUAGAAGACGAUUUCAAGCUAAACGUGUCCGACCCACGCUUCGAGGCUGUCUUCAAGUCGCACCACUACAACAUCGACCCGUCCGAUCCAAGCUUCAAGAAGACCAACGCGAUGGAGUCGCUCAUUAAAGAGAAGCAGCGCCGACGCGCCGCGGAGAGCGAGCCCGGUGGGACGCCCAUCGCCAAGGCGCCGAAGGUUGCCGUGGAAACGACGGCGGCAAAGGACCCGCAACUUUCGGCGCUCGUCAAAUCCGUGAAGAGCAAGACGCGGACGUAUUACAAGAAGACGGGCUGAUCGGCUGUGCGCGUCGGCGUAGUUUUCCACAAGAGGGUGUUGUCAGUGUACUUUUUCGUAAGACAGCUGUAAGAGGAGUUAAUUGUAUCUCUCCUCGAUGCAUGUUUUACGAGAUGAAAGGCUGGUUGUGUCUCGGUAGACGAUGUAAAGGUGCAGCAUGGAUGACCGUAUCACACGUGACGUGGCCGAGAAGUCGCAGCAAUGUGGAUGAACUACAGACUCACAAACCUGCUCGAGUCACACACAUGCCAGCUAGUUCACCGUGCCCGAACGAUCCAGUGAAUAAAACAACGGAAUUUAGGACCCUUUUACGGAGUCAAUUCCAUUUUGUAAGCUAAAGUGCAGUGACCUGUCAUGUUUUCAAGUACAGAUUUUAGCGUGAAAACUGCAAUAUUUGUAAUGAGCGUUACAAAAGUAAGAGUGAAAUAAAAUGUGUAUAAUAUAUCAUCAGUUGUGA
Molecule: messenger RNA, 3035 nt
Organism: Priapulus caudatus
Lineage: Eukaryota; Metazoa; Priapulida; Priapulimorpha; Priapulimorphida; Priapulidae
Product: ESF1 homolog
Exons: 14
Coding region: 212-2578 (788 amino acids)
Biological process (GO): rRNA processing
Cellular component (GO): nucleus
Molecular function (GO): RNA binding
Source: RefSeq, a predicted model, not a curated record